Messenger RNA from Marasmius oreades (fairy-ring Marasmius), 1678 nucleotides. RefSeq lists its product as uncharacterized. NCBI's taxonomy places the organism in Eukaryota, Fungi, Basidiomycota, Agaricomycetes, Agaricales, Marasmiaceae. Gene Ontology annotation, molecular function: aldehyde dehydrogenase (NAD+) activity. The transcript has 16 exons. The record is from RefSeq and is a predicted model, not a curated record. Bases 15 to 1526 code for a protein of 503 amino acids.
CAUUCCAAACCAUCAUGGCAGACGUUUUCAAGCUUGACCUCGACACACCCACUUAUAAGGGAACCGUCUCUGUCAACACAGGACUCUUCAUCAAUGGCAAAUUUGUCGAUCCAGUCGAAAAGAACCCAAAAAUCGACGUUGUGAAUCCGGCUACGGGGAAGGUCAUUACAUCUGUAUCAGCUGGCUCGGCAAAAGACGUCGACGUCGCAGUCGAGGCUGCUCUCAAGGCAUACAAAACAUCUUGGGGUCUCAAAGUGCCAGGAACAGAACGAGGAAAACUAUUGAGCAAACUCGCCGACCUGAUCGAGAAAAACGCAGAUGAGUUCGCAGCGCUGGAGAGUUUGAACGUUGGGAAGCCUUUCACGGUGUCAAAAAAUCGAGACGUCCGCCUUACUAUCGCAGUUUUUCGAUAUUAUGCUGGAUGGGCCGAUAAGAUCCAUGGGAAGACGAUAGAGACGAAUGAAAAUAAAUUUGCGUAUACCAGACAUGAACCGUACGGAGUUGUGGGUCAAAUAGUUCCAUGGAACUUUCCGUUGAGUAUGGUAUCGUGGAAGCUCGCACCGGCACUCGCAACCGGCAAUGUUUGUGUGCUGAAGCCCUCGGAAAUUACUCCAUUGACCGCACAGAAACUAGCAGGUCUCGUUAAUGAGGCUGGUUUUCCUCCUGGAGUCGUGAACAUCAUUAAUGGACACGGCAGUACCGUAGGAGCAGCGAUCUCUUCUCACCUUAAGAUCGCCAAGGUCGCCUUCACGGGAAGUACCCUGACCGGUAGGAAGAUCCAGGAAGCAUCAGCGAAAUCGAAUUUGAAGGUUGUUUCGUUGGAGCUUGGUGGAAAAUCCCCCAACAUUAUCUUCGAAGACGCUGAUUUCGAACAGGCUGUCAAAUGGGCCACACUUGGUAUCUUCUCAAACUCGGGUCAGGUCUGUACCGCAGGCUCGCGAAUUUUCGUUCAAGAAUCCAUCUACGACAAGUUUGUGGAAGCGUUUAGGAAGGCUGCCGAGACGCGAACCACCCAAAUCGGGGAUCCGUUCGCCGAGGAGACACAACAUGGUCCUCAGGUGUCUCAGAUUCAGUUCGACCGUAUCAUGACCUACAUCGAUUCCGCAAAAACCGAGGGUGCCAAUAUCGUUAUUGGUGGGAACCGCCAUGGAGGGGAAGGAUUUUUCAUACAACCUACUGUUGUCGCGGAUUGCAAGCCUGAGAUGAAGAUCGUUCGAGAGGAGGUCUUUGGUCCUGUUGCUGCUGUGAUCAAGUUCAAGACCGAGGAAGAGGUCAUCGAGAUGGCCAAUGACACCUCGUAUGGAUUGGCUUCCGCUGUGUUUACGGAAAACAAUAGUAGGGCUAUUAGAGUUGCGCAUGCUCUGGAGGCUGGGAUGACUUCGAUCAACUGUUACAAUGUGAGUGAGAUUAACGUUCCAUUUGGAGGAUAUAAACAAUCGGGAGUUGGGAGAGAGCUGGGAGAGUAUGCUUUGGAAACUUACACCCAAGUGAAAGCGGUGCAUGUCAACUUGGGUCUCAGGCUUUGAUCUUUUUUAUCUUUCCAGUUUCCAUUGGAGCGAAAUCUACCGAUGUAUGUACUUGUAUUUUGAAGAGAGCAGAAUUGCACGAAAAAAUUCUGUGUAGAUCGCCGUGUCCCCUUUCAAAGGUCACGCCUAGGAACGCCAACAAAUGAAAGCGA